GUACUGAGUGAGCUGUGAUUGGUCACAGCUUGUCACAUGGUACAAGGCUGUUGUGAAUAGCCUUGUACCAUGUGACCUCUGUGAUCAUUCACAGAUUUCACAUGUAGUGAGCAAUGAUGUCACAACAGUGAUCACAUGAUCAGGACCUCGUACAGAGGAGGACACAGCGGGCACCGGAUCGCGGUGCUGCGCGAUCCCAGGCAGCGCGCACAAGCAGGGUGUGGGGAGGCCGUUUAUAGACGGCCACCCAACCCUGCACUGCCACCGUCCGGCUGUUUAUAUACAAUGGCCGGUCGGGAAGUGGUU
Staurois parvus is the source of this 306-nucleotide messenger RNA. Lineage: Eukaryota; Metazoa; Chordata; Amphibia; Anura; Ranidae. The record is from the annotation of a GenBank genome assembly.